Messenger RNA from Gossypium raimondii (Peruvian cotton), 870 nucleotides. Its product is annotated as receptor-like protein 1. The record is from RefSeq and is a predicted model, not a curated record. Lineage: Eukaryota; Viridiplantae; Streptophyta; Magnoliopsida; Malvales; Malvaceae. Gene Ontology annotation, molecular function: protein binding. The transcript is spliced from 3 exons. Bases 1 to 870 code for a protein of 289 amino acids.
AUGCAUGGCGGUGAGAUUAGACACUAUAGUGAUCUUGUGCGUGAGACAAAAAAUCCACAUGAGUUGCAGAAUUUGGAAUUCAUGCACAUAGAAGAUACUUCUCUUGAAAACAACUUUCUUCACAAAAUUGGUGCAAUGCCUUCUAUCAAGCAACUAAGCUUAACGGGUUGUGGACUCAAUGGCACCUUACAUACCCAAGGUUUUUGUGGCUUGACAAAUCUCAGACUCUUGGAUAUGAGCAACAAUAAUCUGAAGGGUACUUUGCCAGAAUGUUUUUACAAUUUCACAUCUCUUGAGAAUUUAGAUCUCUCUUCCAAUCAGUUAUCUGGAGAUGUAUCUGCCCUUAAGUCUUUAACAUCCCUCGUAGAGUUGAGACUUUCAAACAAUUAUUUCAAAAUCCCAAGCUCAUUGGAGCCCUUCUUCAACCUUUCAAAACUCAAGCAUUUCAAUGCGGACAACAAUACCAUAUACAUUGAAAGUGAGAUGCAACCUUUGGCCCCAAGAUUCCAAUUGAACCUUAUCAGUUUAUCUAGUUGUGGAGAUGUAGGACAAUUUCCUCAUAUUUUGUUCCAUCAACAUGACUUAAGGCAAGUUUAUCUCUCUAACAACAACUUUAGAGAGGGAUUUCCAAAUUGGUUGUUGAAUAACAACGCAAAUUUGGAAAGGUUAGUUCUUGCUAACAGCUCUCUCCAAGGUCAUUUUGAGUUACCUUUCCUUCCGCAUACGGACUUAUCGUAUUUGGAUGUCUCAGAAAAUUCAUUCUAUACCAAUCUUCCAAUUGAUAUUGGGGAAAAACUACCAUCAUUGUCGUUUCUGAACAUGUCAAAAAAUCAAUUUCACGGUAGCAUUCCUCUUCGAUUGGUGAUAUGA